Molecule: messenger RNA, 2014 nt
Organism: Formica exsecta
Lineage: Eukaryota; Metazoa; Arthropoda; Insecta; Hymenoptera; Formicidae
Exons: 3
Coding region: 430-1566 (378 amino acids)
Source: RefSeq, a predicted model, not a curated record
AUAUCCUCUUUGCACGAUAAAGACGGAAGAUUUGAUCACGAUUCAUACAAAAUUUCUGAAUGCAAGUGGACAUAAUUAGACAAAUUUGUCGAAACGAAUCUGAAGAAAAUUGUGUCCCGAACAUGUUUUUUUUUUGUGGUGCGACAAGAACUGGGGGGCGCCCUUUUGCGCUACGACCCUGGGAGAGUUGCCGUCCCCUCUACAUACGAUAAUACGAACUAGUCGUUCGUCAUAUCGUCGGGAGUGUUGGCUGGUGAAUACAACGCGAUUUAUCGCGACCAACGGCAAGAUCUGGCUCACGAGGGUGCCGUCCCGUCAAUGUGACGUCCGUCGAACCGCGAGACGACUCGCCCAAGCUGGGGAGCCCGCGAGAGUCGAUCAAACAACGAAUGACAAGACAGCUGUGCGUUGUACAAAUUGAGACAUAACAUGGAGCCAAUAGUAGAAGAAAAAUGUGAAAUGAAAGAAUUAGCAUUAUCUAAUACACAAACUGUUAUUGCCGAUAAAAAUAGAGGAACAAAGGAGUCAGAUACAACAAAUGUAGAGAACAAGAAACAUGAAGAACACAAGAAUGUGUCCAACGUCAAACCAAAAAGAUCCGUCGCGAGAAUCAAGUCGAGAAAAGCUCGAAGUAUGGGUCAGCCAAGUUACGAUGCCACGAAACUGGAGGAUAGCCCAGCACAGGUAUUGGAACGCUUCAAAAGAGGCUGUGAGUGUAUCGACGAUCAGUGCUUCAAGGAUCUAAAUCCCGAGGUGGUUUAUCGGCACAGACUGAACAUCGCAGAGUUGACUAAGGCUGAGCACGACAUGUAUUUAAUGGGCGUGACUAUGGCAUGCCUGACGGAUCCUUAUCAAACUGCCCGGCAUACAGAACGACGUAGAUUACGCGCGCAGUACGUUUAUCAGGGUCGAAGAGUAUGCUUGGAUGCGUUCUUGUAUCUGGAGAAUUGCACGCAUUAUCAGAUCAAGCGGAUCCGAAAGCAUCUAAUGACGCAUGGCGUAACGCCGCGCGUACACGGCAAUCACGGGAAGAUCCCACACAACACAUUCUCGCUGGACAUAUAUAAGAUCGCGACGGAAUUUUUAAAGAACUUUGUUGAGGUGCAGGAGGCCAAGCAAAAAACCAAGCUCGCUAAAAAUGCUCCGCUGCAUCUGUCGCCCGACAUCACGCGAAAAACAGUGCACGAUUUGUACACGCAAUAUUGCAAAAAAGUAUCACCCGACGUUAAGAGCAUGGGCUACUCAACGUUUCGGCGAUUUAUGAAGGUGCAGUUUCCGCAGGUGAAGUUCGCCAAGCUGGAGUUUAUUGUGAGAAAUCAGACUACGCAGAGUCACUGUCAGACGGAAUCCGAUGCGAAAGAUGACACGGGUCAACGAAAGUCGGAGCUACAAACGGAAGGUGGCACGAUAUUGCCGUUGGUGAUAACUCAUGAUUUAGGACAGAACGAGACCUAUGUGCUAACGCCUAUCAGUAAAUUACACGAUGGCGUGAGUUAUCAAGUUACUACGCGCGGGCUGAUAGUCAACAGUCCGGCUAUCACAUUGUCGAAAACGAACGCAGUGUAAACUAGAAGAUUGCAUGUGAGAAAAUAGCUAUAUAUUAUAUCAUAGGAAAUUAUAUACGUAUAUAUGUAUGUAUGUGUGAAUGUGAUAUAUGCGCCUAUGUUGUAAGGCUCUAAUUCCUCCCAGCAAUUUUUUCCCACAUCUCUAAACUAAGAAUACAGUAAUAUAUUGCACGCGUUAGAUAUUUGUUAUUGUUCGGAAAAGUCGCAAUAAGAAUAUUUUAUAAAUGUGUAUAAGAAUAAUAUAUACAUGAUAGUCUCCUAAAACACAGGCAAAAACGAAAUUAUUAUAUGUAUAUAAAAUCUUAGAUUGUUAGAUACGCUUGUUGAAGUAUAUCUUCUGUUAUGUUACUCAAUUACAUAAUGAAUUGAGUUAUAAUGCUUUUAAAGUUUGGAUAUAAUAAUAAUUGCACAAAGUAUUCCUCUAUAUUGAUCAAUAAAAAGCAUUUAGU